Camelina sativa (false flax) is the source of this 531-nucleotide messenger RNA. RefSeq lists its product as uncharacterized. NCBI's taxonomy places the organism in Eukaryota, Viridiplantae, Streptophyta, Magnoliopsida, Brassicales, Brassicaceae. The record is from RefSeq and is a predicted model, not a curated record.
AAGUAUGAAGUAUUCACCAUUGAAACUUAUUAGAAAUCCGAAUACUUUCAAGAACUUUUUCGAUCUUAAAACAUUUUCAAGAACGGGAGAGAAACUAGCUAGAAAAGAUCGAAUUAAGGUCAUCAUGGUUAGAUCAGAAUUAGUAAGACGAAGAUUCCUAUCUGGAAAUGAAAUGGCGCCGGCGCCGGUGAUUUCUCGCCGGACAUGUUCAAUGUCUCCGACACUAGAGACCAUUUUCGAGGAUGAUUUUAAUCAUCAAGAUCCACAUUACAGAGUCGUCGUCGUAGGAAAACGACAUCGUUUGUUUCUUCUUGUUCCGGCGAUCAUAUCUGCCGUAUCUUGUGCUUUGUUGUAUAGACAAGAUCGUGUUGUUCGAUUUUCUUGAACAUACAUACAUAUAUGUUAUGUAUUUUAAUGUAACUAUGUAUAGGCUAAAGAGUUUUUUUUUUUAAUAUAAUCUUAUGUCUUUGUUUCAAUUUAUUGUGUUAAUUUGGUCAUUUGAUUCACAAAUAAUAAUAUCAAUUUAUAGCA